Molecule: messenger RNA, 1663 nt
Organism: Prorocentrum cordatum
Lineage: Eukaryota; Dinophyceae; Prorocentrales; Prorocentraceae
Source: the annotation of a GenBank genome assembly
GCGCCUGUGCCCGAGGCCGUCGUGUCGGGCGAGGGCUGCCUGCUGACCGAGCGGGCCGGCGACCGGGUCCGCAUCUGCUACUACCAGGACGAGGACGAGACGGCGGUGGAGUUGCAUGAGCGCUGGUUGGUGGUGCACGUCAGUGGCACGAAGUGGGUUGUCAUCUCGAAUGACUUCGACACUUUUGAGGAGGACGACGACAGGGAUAAGUGCGUGUUCGAGUUCAAGGACGGCGCCCUGCUGGCUGGCGGCUUGCAGGACGCGGCGGCGCAGAUGGAGCAGGUCGAGGUCGAGAAGGCCUGGGAGAUCGAGGGUCCGUGCUGGAACUUCUUCGUGUGCGAGGGUAGCCAGGGGGGCAGCCAGGGGUCAGUGCGACGGCUCUACUGGUGGCGGUUUGUGCUGGGCCCAGCGGCGACCGAUGUGGGGGUGGACGAGGACUUGCUGCUAUCCCAGCUCGGUGUGGCCUUUCUCACGAUGGAUCGGGUUCAGACGUGCGACCUGGCGACGUUUGAGCUGUGCAGUCUACGCUGCCAGAUGUGCGAGAGCGCGUACGCGGACCUGCUGCGCGAGGUGGACACGGCGACCGCACGUGGGGAUGACUUGUUGAGUGAGCGGUCCCUCGUUUUCGGUGUCAAAAAUCUUCGUAGCAACACCAUCGUCACGGCAAGGUUCGAGGACCACGUGACGAUGGAGCUCGCGGUGCGGGCUGCAGUGCCGAGGGAGUGCCGCAAGGCGCGUGAGGAGGCCGCCCUGUCGAAGGGCUCGGAGCUGUCGACCGCCCUCGCUGCCGUUGCGAUGCAGGGCGCCAAGGGCUCCGAGGGAGAGACGGCGCUCCAGGGGACGCGGCCCGGCUACGCGGAUGAAGCGUUGGCCGUCGGUGCUCGAGCGAACUAUGAGCGUGGGAAGGUGUCUCUCCCCGCCGGGCGUUCGGGGCGGGUGUCCGUGACUGGAUGCUUCCCCUCGGCCUCGCAGCGCGCUUGCCCGCUGGAUUCGUGCUCUGCUUCCCCCGGCGCGCGCGCGUGUGCGACGGCCCUGGACAGGGCGGGCGUUUGGCUGCGAUGCGCCUCCCUGGGGCUUUGGUGUGGGUGCGUGUGCGCUGUGAUCCUGGCGCCGUCGCGGCCGUCGGUCGGGCGCGAGAGCGAGCUCGUCUUCGCGGCCAUCUCAGUUGUUCUGAUGCACCCUGUUGCCGAGCUCUGGACCACCAGGAGGAGUGAGUUUCGGGAGCUUCUGCGACCGCGAUACCGGGGCUGGGCCGCGUUCGGGGAUUCGGAGAGGUUCCGGCCAGCUCUCUCGCCCAGGCGACGGGCGAGGUCGAAGUCCGCUGCGGGCUUCCCGCCGGCAGCGCGGCUGCGGCUCAUGGCCUCCCCCGACUCCGACGUCGCGGACGUUGCGGUCCCGGAGGGCGGUCGGGGUCGGGGCGGGCGCCUGAUCGACGUCUGCUCGCGGGAGUCGUGCCUGUCCUUCGCGGAUGCCGUGGGCGGGCUGGAGGGCGCCGGCCUCGACCGCCUCGUGCAGGUGCGCUCCCUCUCCGAAGUGCAGCCGCGCAAGCGUUGGCCGAGCUUCCGCAGCAUCGCUCGCUGCGACGAGCACGCGCAGGGCUCCUGGCCUCUCGGCAGGUUCCCCGAGGCGGUCCAGGCAGCGAUCGCGAGGAUCGUGGAGCGAG